AUGGUUGAGGGCAUUGCGGAAUAUGGAAGAGGGUUCAAGCCUCCUUCAAUGCAUGAGUUAAGAACUUGGAUACUUAAAGCUGAGGUUGAUGGCAUCAACCUAAUAUAUGAGGAGCAUAAAAAGGCAUGGAAAAAAUAUGGAUGCACUAUUAUGUCCGAUGGUUGGACGGAUGGAAAGAAUAGAAGUUUGAUCAAUUUUUUAGUAAAUAGUCCCGCCGGCACUUUCUUUUUGAAAUCUAUUGAUGCAUCAGAUUCUAUUAAAAAUGGGGAAUUGAUCUUUAAAUAUCUUAAUGAUGUUGUUGAUGAGGUGGGAGAGGAAAAUGUAAUUCAAAUUGUCACGGAUAAUGCUUCGAAUUGCAUUAAGGCGGGGAAAAAAAUUAUGGAGACUAGACAUAGAAUUUGGUGGACACCUUGUGCGGCGCAUUGCAUUGAUCUAAUGUUGGAGGAUAUUGCAAAGUUGAAGAUUUUUUCUGACACAAUUGAGCAUGCUAAGAUGGUUGUGAAGUUCCUUUAUGGUCAUGGGACUAUACUUUCUUUGAUGAGAAAGUAUACAAACGGUAAAGAAAUUCUCCGUCCCGCUGUUACUCGCUUUGCUACUUCAUUUCUCACUCUUCAGAGUAUGUAUAAGGUUAAAAGGCCACUUGAACAAAUGUUUGCUUCCGAAGAUUGGUGUGUUAAGGGAAGUUGA
Molecule: messenger RNA, 687 nt
Organism: Zingiber officinale
Lineage: Eukaryota; Viridiplantae; Streptophyta; Magnoliopsida; Zingiberales; Zingiberaceae
Exons: 2
Coding region: 1-687 (228 amino acids)
Source: RefSeq, a predicted model, not a curated record